GAUAAAUGUCUGCUACAUCUGUCAUGUUUGUCUUAAGUUUUAAUAAAAAAAGGAAAUGAAUUGAAAACAAGCAGGAAAGGUACUUGCUUAAGUGAUCCCCAGCUAAGGAAAAUAAAAUGAAUCUCAGUAAAAAGGGGCCGGUGUUUGAAGGGGGCACUUGCAGGUGCUGCGGUAUAAUUAAAAAGUGUCGCUUAUUAAAUGCAGAAUACGAGUUUUACGGGCAAAAGGAAGUUUAUAUUGAAAUGUUUGUCGAUUGCUUCGGUGUAGUGCUGUCACAUUUGGAAGGGGAAGAAAAGGAUAGACUGAUAUGCGCUACUUGCGUAUUGCGGCUGCGUGAUGCCUGCGCUUUCAGACAGCAGGUUCUUCAGUGGGAAGAGCUAUUAUUGAAACAACAGAUGCAAGUUGAUGAUGAGAGUAAUAAAAUUACAUCAAACGAUACAGUUGUUGAAAUCAAAGUGGAAAUAGAAGAUUACAUUCCUCAACAAGAUGGAGACAGUUAUUCCCACCCAGAGGAUGAAAACAACGAGUUCAUAUGUGAGCCUGAUGUGAAAGUGCUUUUGAAAGAGGAAAUGGAUGUCGCUGAAUCGCAACUGGUCACAAGGCAAGGUACAAAGAGGAGAUUGUCACAGGAAACCUUGAAGGCUAAGAAGGAGAUGCUGUUAAAGAUGAAGAAGAUGAGGGAGAAACUAGAGGAGAUCCAGGAGGCGGAAGCUGUUCCCAUUGCAGCCGACUCGACUCCACCACUAGCGCCCGCUGGCAAAUGGAAAUCUGCCAACACAAAAGCUUUCCACAACAUAAUAACUUUAGUGGAGAACUCAUACGUGUGCCCUUUCGGAUCAACAUUCAGCAAUUACUUAUGCAUAUACUGCAGAGAAAUGUUCACCGACCCAGAGAAACUGAGACAGCACACUUUGACUCACGACCCGAAAGUGUACCAAGAUACGGUUGCUUACAAACGCGACUUGCAGAUCGACAUAGCUCGCAUAGAUUGCCGCUUGUGUCCAGCAAGCAUAGACAAUCUGGACGCUUUUUACAAACACGUGACCCAAGUGCACGACAAGACUUUGUACCCGAAUAUCAAGAAUGAAUUUCUGAAGUUCGUUUUGAGAGCGGGCAACCUUUCCUGUUUGGAAUGCGGCACUAACUAUACCAACUAUCACGCGUUGAAGAGGCAUAUGGCGGAACAUUUCGGGACUUGCAUCUGCGAUAUAUGCGGGGUGCACUUCUUUGAGGAGAACAAGUUGGUGGUUCAUCAGAAAUGUCACAGGGAUAAAAGUAAUAACAGAUUCCCUUGUAAAGAGUGCGGGAAGUUGUUCAAGUCCAAACAUGGAAUGUAUUAUCAUGUGUCGAGAGCUCACAGUGCGGAACCGACGUUCCAUUGCUACAAAUGCGAUGAGAUGCUGUUUUCACAGACACUUAGGUACAGACACAUGAUUGAAGUGCACGGUGAGACUGCCAGAAAGUUCCCAUGCGACAACUGCAAUAAAGUCUACGAUACAAGGAAAUCUCUCAGGGAACAUAACCGUAAAGCACAUCUGAGAGUGUUCAGACACGAAUGUAAAGUUUGUAAAAGGAAAUUCUACUUGCCAUCUGCGUUGAAAGAUCAUAUGGCUUCGCAUUCCGCUGAGAGGAAUUACAGAUGUGAAUAUUGUGGGAAAAGCUACCCUAGAUUGAGGGCGUUAAAGGUGCAUAUGCAAUCUCAUGAAACAGAGAAGAAAUACAAGUGCCACAUUUGCUCGGCUUCCUACACCCAAGGGAAUAACUUGAAGAAUCAUAUGAAGACAAAGCACGACUGCGAUUAUAACGACGAUGUGGGCGAACAAAGUGAUUUUCAACCUUAACGUUCUGUGAAUAAAAACUAGUGUACUGUGUCAUAUCGGUUUUAGUGUUUACGGUGUCAGUGUAGUGGUAAUUUCAACCUUAAAGUUUGGUGAUAGAAAGGAAUUUUGAAUGUCGUAAGUAUAGUGCCAAUAAAGUAUGUUUUAGCUUGAGUACCAAAGAAAAUGUAGUGUGAGAACUUAUUUGAUCUAUUAGAUUAGCUAUUGUAGGUUGUAAACAGAAAUUAUGAAUGAAAAGUUCUGUGUAUUUGCUUUAGCUAUUGCAAUGAAUUUAUGUUGUGUUUCAUGUGCAUAUACUUAUGUAAAAGAUCGUCAGAGAUACAGCCUAAGCCCACGCAUUCUUUAUGUCACCGCAUAAUUUAAAAUACCGAUCUUUCUCGUGAGAUUGUAAGUUAUCGAAAAAUUGUAAAUUUACUUUAAUAAGUUAAUUUAACACAUCAUUUUUAGUCGAGACUAUUUAAUCUUUCGAAUUAAAACCAUCAAAUUGUUAAAUGGCAUGUAUCGAAACACACCUCUCUGAUUGGUUAAACGUCAUGUGACCCGAGCGCGUGCCAUCAUAUUUGUUUCGUUUCUUGUCGAAUGUAAACAAAUAAUGUUAUGGUGUUUGUAAAUUCAUUUUGUGUUGAAAAUAAUGCUGUGAUUGUUUUGAAACUAAAAUUAAUCUGUGACUAAACAAAAAAGAGCCAAAGAAUUCUUACCUGUAUGUAUACACAGCAGUCUACUGAUAGACCGACCAAUCAGGGGCAGGCCAUUUGGAAAGUUGACAAUUUACCGCAUGACAGAUUGUGAUUUAACAGUUUCAUUUUGAUAGAUUAAAUAUCUACUGAUUAAUGCUUAAAUCGUUCAUGAUGAUGAAUGCUCAAAUCGUAAGCAGUCUCUUACGGUACACAAUCUUUCGACAGAUUGUAAUCUCGCGAGAUAGAUUAUAAUUUAAAGGUAUUUACAAUUUCAUAGUGACAUAUACGACAACAAUCAAAAUAAGAAACUUAGAAAAAGAAUAUGCUGGGAAACGAUUUUUAUUUUUUGGGUGUUA
This is a messenger RNA of Chilo suppressalis (striped riceborer), 2871 nucleotides long. NCBI's taxonomy places the organism in Eukaryota, Metazoa, Arthropoda, Insecta, Lepidoptera, Crambidae. The record is from the annotation of a GenBank genome assembly.